GAUUGUCAACUGGCCAAGCGAGGCUGUUGUACAUGAUGUACAUAUUGGUAUCGCAUUUCGUGUUGUGAAGAAUAUUCAAAGAAUAACUAUACUGAUAGUGACAGGACUCGGCCGAGUUGCAGGUUUUUACUUCGCAAGUCAAGCAGAUAUGAUGGCACCCCUGAUGUCUGAGUUUGCCUGCCAGCUGCCAUAUGAUGACGUGGCCCGCAAGCUGUGCACUGACCUUGCAAAUGGCCUGACUCACCCUGAGGCUGACCAUAGGAAGAAUAUCCAUGGGUACAAUGAGUUUGACGUUAGUGAAGACGACCCUCUAUGGAAGAAGUAUAUGGAGCAGUUUAAAGAUCCCCUAAUUCUGCUACUCCUUGCUUCGGCAUUGGUCAGUAUCUGCAUGCAACAGUUUGAUGACGCCAUCAGUAUCACAGUGGCUAUCGUAAUUGUUGUGACGGUUGCGUUCAUUCAGGAGUACAGAUCAGAGAAAUCACUGGAAGCCUUGAAAAAACUGGUGCCACCGAAAUGUCACUGUGUGAGAGGUGGCCGUAUUGAAACCUUCCUGGCUAGAGAACUUGUGCCUGGUGAUAUAGUUCAAAUAAGCAUAGGUGACAAGGUGCCUGCAGACAUCAGAUUAUUUGAGGCAGUGGAUUUGAUGAUCGAUGAGUCAAGUCUGACUGGAGAGACUGAGCCAAUAAAAAAAACAACAGUUCCGAUGAUGAAGAUGAACUUGCAUGUUGGAGACAGAAAGAAUAUUGCUUACAUGGGAACCCUGGUCAGGUGUGGAAAUGGCAAGGGAAUGGUCAUUUGUACUGGUGAAAGCUCAGAGUUUGGUGAGAUCUUUAAGAUGAUGGGAGCUGAAGAGGCGCCCAAGACACCCCUUCAGAUCAGCAUGGGGGUGUUAGGCAAACAACUCUCUUUCUAUUCUUUCUGGAUUAUUGGUCUCAUCAUGUUCCUUGGAUGGUUACAGGGACGACGGCUGCUGGAUAUGUUCACAAUUGGUGUGAGUCUUGCAGUAGCUGCCAUUCCUGAGGGUCUGCCUAUUGUGGUGACAGUUACUCUAGCUCUUGGUGUUAUGAGAAUGGCCAAAAGGAAGGCUAUUGUGAAGAAGUUGCCAAUUGUUGAAACUCUUGGUUGUGCUACAGUGAUCUGUUCAGAUAAGACAGGAACGCUGACGAAAAACGAGAUGACAGUCACAAGGAUAUUUACUGCUGACGAGUCUAUUGCAGAGGUAUCAGGAGUUGGCUACAGUUCGAGUGGUGAUGUUCGAUGCCACGGUGAAGUUGUGCAUGGCAACUCUCACUCUUCUAUCACCAAGGUGAUUGAGGUUGGUAUUGUAUGCAACAAUGCUCAGAUCGUAGAUAAUGAACUUCAUGGACAACCUACAGAGGGCGCCCUAAUUACUGCUGCUAUGAAGCUUAACCUGAAGGAUGUUCGAAACAAUUAUGCUAGACUGGAGGAAUGGCCGUUUAGUUCUGACAGUAAGAUGAUGAUCGUCAAAUGUGCUCCCAAAUAUGGACAGUAUGAAGAGUUGUAUUUCGUAAAAGGCGCUACAGAGAGAAUACUACGUCAGUGUCGGCGGUAUUAUUACAAUGGUGCAGUACUCCCAUUUACUAUAGUGCAAGAAACUGUAGCAUUGGAGGAAGCUAGUCGUAUGGGAACUGCAGGAUUACGCGUUUUAGCCAUGGCAUUUGGUCACUCCAUGGAUGACCUCAUCUAUGUGGGUAUUGUGGGGAUGUUAGAUCCCCCUCGAGAAGGAGUGCGCGAGUCUAUCAGGGUGCUGGUUAGUAGUGGUGUGGCUGUGAAGAUGCUUACAGGAGAUGCUGAAGAGACGGCCAAGGGAAUUGGCAGCCGCCUUGGUCUUUAUUCAGCAGGUGGUUUUACAUUGUCAGGUGACCAGGUUGAUCAGAUGGACCUAAUGCAAUUAAAACAAGUCAUCAACAAUGUCACAAUCUUCUAUAGGGUCAGUCCAAGACAUAAGCAUAAAAUUGUCAAGGCACUCCAGAGUAACAAAGCAGUAGUUGCAAUGACCGGGGAUGGUGUGAAUGAUGCAGUGGCCCUUAGGAGUGCCAACAUUGGUAUUGCGAUGGGGAAGAAUGGAACGGACGUAUGUAAGGAAGCAGCCGAUAUGAUUCUCCUCGACGAUAAUUUCUAUACAAUCAUGUCUGCUAUAGAGGAAGGAAAGGGUAUAUUUUACAACAUCAGGAAUUUCGUGAGAUUUCAACUGAGCACGAGUAUAGCUGCAUUGAGUUUGAUUACCCUCUCCACCUUGUUCCACCUGCCAAAUCCUCUAAAUGCAAUGCAGAUUCUAUGGAUCAACAUCAUUAUGGAUGGGCCUCCUGCUCAGAGCCUUGGUGUGGAGCCUGUAGAUGAAGACGUUGUGAAAAAGCCUCCCAGAACAGCAUCUGAUUCAAUUAUUACUAAAAAGUUGAUCUUCAACGUGAUGACAUCAGCCAUCAUAAUAGUGCUGGGUACCUUGUGGGUCUUCUGGCGUGAGAUGAGUGAUAAUAAAAUCACACCACGGGAUACCACCAUGACAUUCACAUGUUUCGUAUUCUUCGACAUGUUCAAUGCUCUCAGUUGUCGCUCCGAGUUAAAGUCAGUCUUUACGAUUGGUUUGUUUAACAAUCGUAUGUUCCUAAUAGCUGUUGGGCUGUCACUGGUUGGCCAGCUCCUUGUCAUCUACUUCCCUCCAUUACAAGCUGUCUUUCAAACGGAAUCUUUGUAUUUAGCAGAUUUCUUGCUCCUCAUCACAUUGACCUCAAGUGUGCUCGUCAUAUCGGAAAUUCGAAAGUUGAUUGAAAGAACUUUAGAAAAACGUCACAACUUGCAAUUAGGAAGUACUUAUCAUUAUGACAGGGACCAUAACCAGUAUGUCUGACAUUCCUGCUUUGAUAUGUUUUUGUGAGUUGUUGCCGCAUUUGUAUGCCGAUGGUAUUUGAAAUGAGCAAUUACAGUAAUAAGUAGCACAGUGGUAGUUGGGUGUGCUGCAAGCACCUUACAAGAUGUAGUCUAAUGAUGAAACGGACCUUUCAUAAAUUCUUGGAGUCUGGAGUCUGGUCCCUUUUCUAGGCAUAUGUGCAUUAUGAAGUGACUGCAACCACUGAAUUUCACUCUGGAGAAUGAGUUCUGCGAUUGCCGAGCAUCUACCAUCUGACCUAGCAGACUACCCUCGAUAGUGCUUCUUGAGGCCUGGGAGAAUGGCUGCCUCUAAAGAAAAACAUCCAAAAUUUGUGCUCGUUCGUAAAUAUUUUAAAAUGAACUGGAUCCAUUUGGUAACCUGGACAAUAUGUCAUCAUAUGCACAUAAUUUCGAUGUAAAUCGACCCGCGGGUUACUCUGUGGUGCUCGCACAAAAUCAACAUGCAUAAUUUGCAGGUUGUUUGCUUUCCAUAGGACAAACCAGCAGUUCAUUUUUUCUCUAUAUUUGAUGCAAAUCAUGCUUAAAGAACCUUAUGACCAGAUAAACACAACAAUAUUUCGUUGAAAGACCCAACAACACAGUUCUUCAAACUUUAUGAAAUAACAUUUCUUUUCCCAGGCAAGCUCGGCAAACUGGAAGGCCUGAUAAGAUGCUCGGCAAUGUGGGGAAUUCAUUCUCCAGGGUGAAUUUACAAGGGAUGUUUCUAUCAACCCUAACCAAGACAGGGUCCACAAUAGCACAAUAUACAGGGUCAUAAAACACAGCAACAAGAUUGAUGAUGACUUUUAGCGCACUGUUUUUGAUUCAUGAAUGGUGUUGCAUCAUCAGUCAAUGCUUGUGUUGCAGCGCCCCUAGAAGAUGCUUUGGUAAUUAAAUCCUGCAGGAAUGCAACACAGGAGAAACUUUUUUUGUGAUGCAAGCUAAACCGUCAAUAACGAGUGUAGAUAUUUUGCCAGUCACUAGUCACCAGUCACCAGUCGCCAGUCAUUGUAAAAAGUAUACGUUGGCCUUUUAGGUAUAUGGCAUAUUUGAAGAAUUUUGAAGUUUUUGAUAAAGCAUAUAGGGAAUAAACGUGAUCCUUAAUGUAGGCCUGUAGCUAGCAAUUAUAUUAAUCAGAUUAGACUUGGAAGCACACAUAGAGUAUGAUAUGCACUGGGCUAAAAAGGCCUGCCCAAUGCGGAGGGUUCCACGAAUACGGUGUGGGUCGGUGUGUCAGCCCGCAACGGACGAGGUCGGUGAUCCUUUAUGGUAAGUGUGUCUUUCUGACGCCUUUCACUAUGGUGACCCGAUACCAGCUAAAUAUGGAUUAUAACACCUGCUACACAUGCAGUGUUCGCUCAAAACUAAUCCCGAUUGGCUACAUGUAUGCCUCCUCAUUGUAGUUGAACUACAUAGUAUUUAAAGCCUACAGCUUAAUUACAUUCUGUAAUGAUUUUCAUGCGAGACCGUUCAAGUUUGGAGUAUGCAACGAUGUACUUUUUUAUUCAUCAUACUUCCCGAAUAAUCAUUAUUUACAUGCGAUCAUCCUGUUUCACGUUCUGCGGUAAAAUGUUUGAUACAGCGAAACGUUUAACAGCAUCUUGAAAGAUGUUUUCCCACAUUUAAAGGCUUUCUUCUGUACCAGCAUAAAAUCUAAGUUGAGAUCUCGUUGCCACUGACAUAACAAUAACUUUACACUCAGACAAUUAUAGCCAGUGUAGAAGUAUAAAUGUCCCCCCGGAAAAUUUUCCGGCCCUCCGUCGUGUCCAUUGCCCUUUUGUAUUAACGGAUUAUGGCAAAUGACCGUCAUAUGACCGUCGGUGCAUAAUGGAAUCAUUUGCUCCCCGGAAAUUCUUUUCUAAGGACAUUUCAGACUUCUACACCGGUGCACGUAUUUCUUCCCAAGCGUCCCCAAGCCAAGAAAAAUAUCUGUCUGAAUAUGUGGACGUGAUUGUUAUCAUGACUACCGGUAGCCAGCACUACUCGUAUGUUUGAUCCACACUUUUUACCUGCAGAACUCCUGGCGGCUCUACCAAACUCCAAUUACACUGUCUGCUGGUUUAUAAUUUUUUGCCCUUCAGGCAUACAUUUGCUGUGUAGACAGGUGAUAUUCAAAGACAUAUUUGGUGGCAUAUACUCAUUCCUCAUAUCGGUCAGUAUACUCAUUAUUACCACAAAAAAUCCCUUACUAUCAACUGACUUCAUUCUUAAAAUAAAAUUAUUGCGAAAAAACACAUUUUAUGUCGUUCA
Messenger RNA from Lineus longissimus, 5139 nucleotides. Its product is annotated as calcium-transporting ATPase type 2C member 1-like. Gene Ontology annotation, biological process: manganese ion transport; intracellular calcium ion homeostasis; calcium ion transmembrane transport. Lineage: Eukaryota; Metazoa; Nemertea; Pilidiophora; Heteronemertea; Lineidae. The record is from RefSeq and is a predicted model, not a curated record. Gene Ontology annotation, molecular function: ATP binding; P-type calcium transporter activity; ATP hydrolysis activity. The transcript has 20 exons. The coding region runs from base 149 to 2869 and encodes 906 amino acids. Gene Ontology annotation, cellular component: plasma membrane; endoplasmic reticulum; Golgi membrane.